Messenger RNA from Fomitiporia mediterranea MF3/22, 918 nucleotides. Its product is annotated as P-loop containing nucleoside triphosphate hydrolase protein. The coding region runs from base 1 to 918 and encodes 305 amino acids. NCBI's taxonomy places the organism in Eukaryota, Fungi, Basidiomycota, Agaricomycetes, Hymenochaetales, Hymenochaetaceae. Gene Ontology annotation, molecular function: ATP binding; nucleic acid binding. The record is from RefSeq and is a predicted model, not a curated record. The transcript has 6 exons.
AUGUCUCCUGAAGUUUGUAUCGCCCGACAGGUGCUCGAUGAGGCAGAUCGACUGCUUAAUCCGACCUUUGCUCCAGAACUGGAGUAUUUAUUCAAUAUUCUUCCGAGGGAGAGACAGACCUGUCUUUUCACAGCAACAAUGACAGAAUCCAUAAAAACUCUGAUCGCGGUUCCUCCUCGACCAGGAAAACAGAAGCCGUUUAUACAUCGGAUGGUUGCCAAGGUUGAAACCGUAGAAACGCUCGAACAGUUCUACGUUCUCGUCCCAUCGCACGUCCGAGAGCCCUACCUAUUCCACCUCCUCUGCAGCCCUCCAGAGAGUAUCAUCCAUAUGCGAUGCGCACCUCCAGAACCCGCUGUUGACCCAGAUGCAAUAGAACAACCUCCACCGACAAUAAUAUUUUGUGCACGGGCACGGACAGCUGCAUACCUUGCAACGCUUCUACAAACACUGGGAAUCCGAAGUACCCCAUUACACUCUCGUCUCACGCAGCGUGCACGUCUUACUGCACUUGGAUUAUUCCGCGCACGCGUCGUUCCGGUACUUGUAUGCACAGACGUCGGCGCUCGUGGACUAGACGUCGACGACGUCGCGCUGCUCGUGAACUGGGACAUGCCACAAGAACCAGAAGAAUACACACAAUUGUGUCGGACGAACGGCACGGCGCGGGCGGACCGAGACGAAACUGCGGGAGAUGGCUGCCAGAAAAAGUUGAAUGCAGUCUCCACCGCUAAGUGGCUUGCGAACAUGCUCGAAAAGAAAAACUUCCAAGCCAAGAGCCAGCCGCGAGUCGUUUACCCUUACAUCAAUCAUCUUCUAGCUGAACUGCAUGAUUCGGACUUCGGGAAGCGGGAGGAGAUCCACAAGAUUAAGCAGGCAAAAAGGGAGCGUGUCAGUGCGCCAAGAUCCUCCAGCUGA